AUGGCGCCGUCCCUCCCAACUGGCUCGCUGGGCACGCCCUCCGCACCAAUACCGGCCGAUACCUCGUUGUGGGAUCGCAUUUCGACAUGGGUGUCCGAGCACAAGGCUGUGGUCUACACCAUUGCCGGCGUGGCCGUGGUCGUCACCACAGCCGGUGCUGUUUACUAUGUCCGCAAUGGGCCUAACCAGGAGACAACGCCGAAACUUAGCAAAAAGGAAAGACGGAAACGGAAGCAGGCUGAAAGGGAAGCUGAGGGUGGCCAGGCUUCCGCGCCUACAGGAGAAACCGCGGGGGCUGCCACGACGACCAAGAGUGCCACCGUCGAGUCCGCCGAUGAACUACCCGAGAUUGACGAAGCGACUGUUCAAACAUUUUCAGAUGCCCAACGCAAGGAAUACGCUCAAAAGCUGAAGGAGGCGGGGAACAAGGCCUACGGGGCGAAGAACUAUGAGAAGGCGAUUGGCCUGUACUCCAAAGCGAUUCUUUGCAAGCCGGAUCCAGUCUACUACUCCAACAGGGCUGCCUGUUACAACGCGCUCAGCGAGUGGGAGAAGGUCGUCGAGGACACUACCGCCGCCAUUAGCCUCGAUCCUGAAUACAUCAAGGCCCUGAAUCGCCGCGCCAACGCCUACGAUCACCUUGGCAAAUACAGCGAGGCCCUGCUCGAUUUUACCGCCAGCUGCAUCAUUGACGGGUUCCGGAACGAGCAAAGCGCCCAGGCUGUUGAGCGCUUGCUCAAGAAGUUCGCAGAGUCGAAGGCGAAGGAGAUUCUUGAGACCAAGCCCGCCAAGUUGCCGAGCUCGACCUUUGUUGGCAACUACCUCCAGAGUUUCCGCAGCAAGCCGCGGCCAGCUGGGCUAGAGGACUCGGUAGAGCUACUGGAGGAGAGUGGCCCGGGUCAACUUCAGAGGGGAAUGAAAGCAUUGGAGAGCAAGACUGGACCAGGCUACGAGGAGGCUUCCGACGCCUUCGACAAAGCCCUGGAGCUGGGCGAUCUCGGGGAGUACGAGGCAUACGCGUACAACCUCCGCGGUACCUUCCGGUGCCUGAAGGGCAAGCACGAAGACGCUUUGGCAGAUUUAUCCAAGAGCAUUGAACUUGAUCCCGAGUUGACACAGAGCUACAUCAAGAGGGCGAGCAUGAACCUCGAGCUUGGUGCGCCUGAAAUGGCCGAGGAGGAUUUCAAAGUUGCCCUGUCCAAGAACGGCGAAGACCCCGAUAUCUUCUACCACCGCGCCCAGCUACACUUCAUCAAGGGCGAGUUUGCCGAGGCCCAGAAAGAUUACCAAAAGUCCAUCGAUCUUGACCGCGACUUCAUAUUUUCCCACAUCCAGCUCGGUGUGACCCAGUAUAAGAUGGGAUCGAUCGCGUCGUCCAUGGCCACCUUCCGUCGGUGUAUGAAGAACUUCGAAAAGACCCCAGAUGUUUACAACUACUACGGCGAGCUGCUCCUGGACCAGGGCAAGUAUCAAGAAGCGAUCGAGAAGUUCGAUACUGCGAUCGAGCUGGAGCGUGAGACGAAGCCAACAUGCAUGAACGUGCUGCCUCUUAUCAACAAGUCACUCGCCUUGUUCCAGUGGAAACAGGACUUUUCUGAGGCUGAAAAGCUUUGUGACAAGGCGCUCAUCAUCGACCCUGAAUGCGACAUUGCCGUCGCCACCAUGGCCCAGCUCCUCCUCCAGCAGGGCAAGGUGACGGACGCACUGAAGUAUUUUGAGCGUGCCGCUGAGCUUGCUCGCACUGAAGGCGAGCUGGUCAACGCUCUGUCUUAUGCAGAGGCAACCCGCACUCAGAUCCAGGUCCAGGAGAAGUACCCGAAGCUCGCCAACAAGUUGCAGGGCAUGGGUCAAGGUAUGAUGAGAUAA
Dichotomopilus funicola is the source of this 1866-nucleotide messenger RNA. RefSeq lists its product as uncharacterized. The record is from RefSeq and is a predicted model, not a curated record. The transcript is spliced from 4 exons. Gene Ontology annotation, molecular function: protein binding; protein-transporting ATPase activity. Gene Ontology annotation, biological process: protein import into mitochondrial matrix; protein insertion into mitochondrial inner membrane. Bases 1 to 1866 code for a protein of 621 amino acids. Gene Ontology annotation, cellular component: mitochondrial outer membrane. Lineage: Eukaryota; Fungi; Ascomycota; Sordariomycetes; Sordariales; Chaetomiaceae.